This is a messenger RNA of Scaptodrosophila lebanonensis, 676 nucleotides long. RefSeq names its product protein PBDC1. NCBI's taxonomy places the organism in Eukaryota, Metazoa, Arthropoda, Insecta, Diptera, Drosophilidae. The coding region runs from base 87 to 578 and encodes 163 amino acids. The record is from RefSeq and is a predicted model, not a curated record. Gene Ontology annotation, cellular component: cytoplasm. The transcript is spliced from 3 exons.
CAUUUACUUACAGUGAAUGGCAAAAAUAAAUGUAUUAAAAUAUUGAACACUAGAUCCGACUUAUCUGAAUUUUACAGUCUAUUAAAAUGGAGCUUAUGAAGGGUGCUUCGCUUCUCUCGAGACCGGCAGAGGAAUUCGGCAAUGAUUCGCUUGUUGAGGAAAUGUGGGCAGCCAAAGCUCUGGAACACGCGGAAGUUCAUUUUAAUCUACUAACAAGCGUUCAUCCUUCAACACUACGGCUCACACCGUACGACGAUCAAAUCUACACUACUUUCCGGCAGGAUUUUCCGGACUUAAAUGUAGGAUUUCUUUCUGAUGAAAUUUUAAAAUCGGCUACAGAGAAGCUGAAAUGGCGUCAAUUCGCAGAGAAGUUUAACAAAAUGGAAGACUAUUCAUAUGGUACGUUAAUGCGUGCCGAUGCUAGCAAGGAAUUCUCGCCAGAUAAUUCGAUUUUCGUAUUCCGCGUUCAAUUCCUGGCCAUUGAAAUUGCCCGUAACCGUGAGGGUUUGAACAAUGAAGUGCACAACAAGUACAAGCCAGCGCCGAAGGCUGCACAAAGUAUAGAGGGAACGCAGUGACGUCAUGUCCAACCCCUAUCCUCAUUAGUUUUAGUUGUUCUAGAUCUAGACAAUAAAUGGACGUUGCCGCCUCUUGAGUGUAAUACACUAAAAUUGCA